AUGUCGGUUUACGGAUUUCACCCAAUUGACGGACUUUUGGAAUAUUAUAAUUUCUCCUACUCUUUCAAUGUUCUUACUGUAUUCACUGUAAUCACUUCGGCCUAUAGCAUUUUCUCAUUUGGAAUCACACUGAAAAUGUGUCAUUUUUAUAUCAAAAAUCGAAAUGGAACUGUGAUGAAAAACGGAUUGAGACCCGAUGUAUUCCGAUUAUUCCUUCUCAUGCAAUUGUGGAAUGAUUUUCACGUUUUCUUGGAUUUCCUUGUGGUUCGCAUCCCACUAACUUCAAUUUUCACAUCAUAUUGUGCCGAGUCGAAACCGGAACUUCUUCUGAAAAUCCUUUCUCUUUUAUUCACCGGAUGUGUUUAUUCUUCUCAUCUUUUAACACUAGCAUUUUGUGUACAGAGAGUUUUGCUCCUGUAUUCUAUUGAAUACCAGAAAGAGAUAAUAUCCAAAACAUUUGAUAUAAUCUCUCCUCUACUUAUAAUCAUCGGCCAAAGCCUAGGAAUCCCACACUUUCUUGCUACAAGUUCUUGUUUCCAAAUGGGAGAACCUUUUCCGUUUGGUUCUAUCGUUAUCACUGCAAGUAGACGAGAUAUGCCAACGUAUGCUAUAAUCUACGUAGUUUGUACAAAUGUGAUGAUUAUUCUGAUCAUUGCAACUACGGCUUUGAUGUUUGCGAAACUUCAGCAAAAAAGAAAAAUGAGCUCGGAGCUUCACCAAAAAUACAAUUCAAAAGCUGAAAAAACUCUAACGGCUACAAUGGUUCUCAUCCUUUUACCAGUUGUCAUGCCAGCAAUUCUCUCGAUCGUUGAUAUUUUCGCAUACUUCCUAUACCCCUAUCUAUUUCUGUUUCGAUGUAUAUGUUUGGAUGCUCGAGCUCAUAUGCAAAUCUGGAACAGUGCCAAUAUAGUUUUCGAUUUUCUCUUGGUACGAAUACCAUCUACAACCCUGGUCACUUCAUUUUGUACCUCAUUGCGACCUGGUAAUUUUGCUCCAUUUUUUGUUGCCGGUCUCUAUUUCACUUUCUAUUUAUCUCAAAUGUUCACAGUCCUAUUCUGUUUCAUGAGAGUUCUGAUUCUAUUCAGUCCAAGAAAUCACAACCAGUUGUGUACGAUGUCUUUCUUGUUUUGGUCUCCUGCCGCCUACGUCCUCAGUUCAGUGACGUCAUUUUCUCAUGUUGUUAGUGAUUUGGUAUGUCUGCAAUUUGAUGUUCCUUAUCAAGACGGAGCCAUCGCUAUAUCAUCUACUUUCACAUUUGGGAAUAAAGCCCUCAAUUUAGCACACUUGAUAUUUUCAACAACUAUAGUACUUGGAAUCGUGACUAGUACAGUGACAAUGUUAACAAAACUGCGGCAUAGGAAGUUGAUGAGUACAACAUCUCGACCGUUCCAUCGAUCAAAAGCAGAAGCUACACUGACCAUCACAAUGUUUAUAAUUAUGAUUCCAGAUUUUUUCGCUCAAAUUCUGUCGAUAGGAAGUCUGACUGGUUGGUCAUACUACUCUUACAUCCUCGUCGCUCGCCCGAUCCUCUUUGAUUCUCGUGUGAACAUCGUCUCCUGUUACUUCUACUUGACUCAUCCAAUUUUCAAACAAGAACCGAACUCUACUGUAACUGUUCGAUCAUUGAAUACUACUACAUACUGA
This is a messenger RNA of Caenorhabditis briggsae, 1644 nucleotides long. RefSeq names its product Protein CBR-SRU-38 (gene Cbr-sru-38). The coding region runs from base 1 to 1644 and encodes 547 amino acids. The record is from RefSeq and is a predicted model, not a curated record. The transcript has 9 exons. NCBI's taxonomy places the organism in Eukaryota, Metazoa, Nematoda, Chromadorea, Rhabditida, Rhabditidae.